AUGAAUGAGAACUCGGUAAGUUUUGAAUGAAAAUAAAUCAUCAAAUUAUUUCUAAACACAAUUUUGCAGAGUAAUUUGGAACACUUUUGUAGUGAUCAAGAGGCGGAUCAGACCCGAUAUUGUAAUUUUAUAGAAUAAAUUUUCAAAAUGGUAGCGAUAUUAUUACAGGUGGUUCCAUUGGUGACAUUAUAAUUUCAAUUAUCAAUGAAGAAAAUGACAGAGAAAAUUUCGAUUGUUUAUUUGAGAAGAAAGCCGUAUUUAAGAAGACGGAUCACAAUGAAGAAGAGGUAUGUUUUCGUUCUGAAUUUGUAGAAAUAUAUUUUUACAGAAAGAAGAACUAAAUGAAGAAUUUAAAAUGCGUUUACAAUUGAAAACAGAACAAGAGGUAACAGUUUUGACAUACACGAGAAAGAUUCACACUUUUUUCAGAAACGUAUGGAACAAGACAGAGAAAAACGCGAAAAACAAUUGAGAAUUCUAAUCAAACACAGGCUUUUACAAAAGAAAAGUCGAAAUACUCAAGAAAUAACUAUGAGUCUUGAAAAUGAUCUUAUCCCCGCUAUUCAAAAAACGAAGUCGAAUCUAGAUAAACUCACUGAAUACAUGGAAGCUAUUGAAGAGGACAAAAAUCAAGAUGGUUUGAAGGUACAACAGAAUAAACAGUUUUGACAUACACGAGAAAGAUUCACACUUUUUUUUAGAAACGUAUUGAACAAUUAAGAGAAAAAUACGAAAAACGAUUGAGAAUUCUAAAUAGUGAUAUCAAAAACAGGCUUUUACAAAAGAAAAGUCGAAAUACUCAAGAAAUAACUAUGAGUCUUGAAAAUGAUCUUAUCCCUGCUAUUCAAAAAACGAAUUGGAAUCUAGAUCAACUCACUGAAUUCAUGAGAGCUAUUGAAGAGGACAAAUUGAAGGUACAACAGAAUAAAAAAUUUUAAAUGAAGAAUUAAGAGUUAUAUUUUAAGAAAGCGUUAAAAGAUUGGUCAGAAGCUGCAGAUAGAUUGCAAAAAGAAAUGGAAAGAAUGCGAAGAAAACUCAUCAACUGUUCAAGCGCAGAUCAAGAAUUACGAGAGAAUAUUCAAGUAAGUAGGGGGGGGGGGGUUUUUUCAUUAUCACAAAACAUUUUCAGGAAUCAGUAGAUGAACUGGAAAAGGAAUAUAAUGCUGUCUCAAAUUAUCCGCUCAGAAUCGAAAUUGCAAUUGAACACAAGGAAUGGGCGAAAAUAAAAGUUUUGCUUGUAAAAUUGAUAGAGCAUCACGAGAAAAUUGAAAAAUAUCAAACUGCCUUGAGAAACAGAUUUUUGAAAUCUGAAAAACCUUUGGAAAAAUCACUGGAAUACACAGAUGCGGAUGAGUUGUUAAUUAUUUCUCGGAUGUUUGUAAACUUAUCAAAAUAUUCAUCGUAUAGCUCUGAAAUGCAUAAUUUGAAGGCAUAUAUUUUACUUCUUCAAAACGAUAUUCAACAACUUCCAAAUUAUCAGGAUGAACUAGAAAAUGACGAUUCAAAGAAACAAUUUGCUGUUGAUUGUUUGGACAAAUUUUCUCCAGUUUUUACGAGUUUUGAUAACAUGGUUUCUGAAAACGUUUGUUUUUAUUAAAAUAGUUGUUGAUUUAAUCAAUUUAUUUUUUUUCAGAUUCCAACAAUUUAA
Molecule: messenger RNA, 1648 nt
Organism: Caenorhabditis angaria
Lineage: Eukaryota; Metazoa; Nematoda; Chromadorea; Rhabditida; Rhabditidae
Source: the annotation of a GenBank genome assembly